This is a messenger RNA of Culex pipiens pallens (northern house mosquito), 1235 nucleotides long. It is a transcript of the gene ATPsyngamma, whose product is annotated as ATP synthase subunit gamma, mitochondrial. The record is from RefSeq and is a predicted model, not a curated record. Gene Ontology annotation, molecular function: proton-transporting ATP synthase activity, rotational mechanism. The transcript is spliced from 3 exons. Bases 172 to 1065 code for a protein of 297 amino acids. NCBI's taxonomy places the organism in Eukaryota, Metazoa, Arthropoda, Insecta, Diptera, Culicidae. Gene Ontology annotation, biological process: proton motive force-driven ATP synthesis.
ACCGGACACCGCAGUGCGCCUCCUGUCUUGUUCUGCUGCCAGGCCACUUUUGUGUGCGACCAUCUUUUUUGACAUCCUGCGCUGAAAGUUCCGACCGACCGGAGAAAAUCUUCCCGUUUGCCCAUCUUUGGACCGUUUCCGUCUGCAAAAGUUAGCAAAGGAAGCCGCAAAAUGUUCAAGUCCGUCGUUCCGGUUCUCGGCCAGGUGCCCGCGGAGAUCUGCCUGGGACAGCAGAACCGUGGCAUGGCCACCCUGAAGCACAUCUCGAUGCGUCUGAAGUCGGUCAAGAACAUCCAGAAGAUCACCCAGUCCAUGAAGAUGGUGUCGGCGGCCAAGUACUCCCGUGCCGAACGUGACCUGAAGCAGGCCCGCCCGUACGGACUCGGUGCCCAGCAGUUCUACGAGAAGGCCGAGGUUGCCGUCAAGGAGGAGGAACCGAAGAAGCUGUACCUAGCCAUCACCUCCGACAGAGGUCUGUGCGGUGCUGUCCACACCGGUGUCGCUCGCCUUAUCCGUAACGAGCUGGCCGAGGAUCCCAACAUCAAGGUGGUGUGCGUCGGCGACAAGUCCCGUGCCAUUCUGCAGCGUUUGUACAGCCAGAACAUCGUGAUGGUGUGCAACGAGAUUGGCCGUCUGCCGCCGACCUUCCUGGAUGCGGCCAAGCUGACCAACGCCGUCAUCAAUUUGGGCUACGAGUACACCGAUGGUAAGAUCGUGUACAACAAGUUCAAGUCGGUGGUGUCGUACGGCGUCGCUGACAUGCCAAUCUUCAGCUUGAAGUCGGUCGAGUCCGCCGAGAAGCUGCCCGUGUACGACUCGCUCGACUCGGAAGUCAUCCAGAACUACCUGGAGUUCUCGAUGGCCUCGCUGCUGUUCUACGCCAUGAAGGAGGGCGCUUGCUCGGAACAGUCGUCCCGUAUGACGGCUAUGGACAACGCUUCCAAGAACGCCGGAGAGAUGAUUGACAAGCUGACGCUGACCUUCAACCGAACCAGACAGGCUGUCAUUACCCGCGAGCUGAUUGAAAUUAUCUCGGGUGCUGCCGCGCUGGAGACCAAGGAUUAAGCUGUGCGCUUCUGUGAAUGCCGCGAACGAAACACGAAGAACCGAAAGAACAUAAUUCCCCCGGGCAGGUCCGCCAGCUCGGCCUGCGUUAAACACACUACACACUGCGUCAACAUCUUAUCGAAGGGAUAAAAUAGUACAUUCAAUAAUCAAGGAUUAUGUUAACAAAA